AUGGCUGGACCAGAUGAGAAAAGGCGGCCUGCCGCACUAAACCUCACUCCUGCUCGACCCAGUACCUCCGAGUCGUCCUCCUCAGACGGUUCUCUCAAGCCUCGAACUCCCCGCUUCGCCGAGGCCACCUCGGUUCACUCGCCAGUCGACUCUCGAUCGCCUUUCGCCGACCCCGAGAAGUCUCACGCUCCCCAGCCUCAGCCCGCCGACGUCGGUUUUGGUUACAUCGGCCACAACAGCAACCGAGAAUCCAUCCCCGUCCCAAUGACUCCCAAGACGCCCCUCAAGAGCGCCAUGAAGGUGCCCGGAACACCAGCCGGUCUCCGAAACCCUCUCAGCCCAACCUUUCGUGAAGCCGACAUCCUCGAGAAGCAGGAACUGGCAACCGAAAAGGAGCAGGCUCGCGAUGUGAAAAUCAAGGCCCGUGUCCGUAUGGCCAAGUUUGCCCUUCGCGGUGUCAACUUCAGCUGCUCUCUCAUCAUUCUCUGCAUGCUCUCGGCAACCUUCUCCAUCUUCAACGCUACCAAGGCCCUGCCUGACCAGAGCCGGAUGCCGUCCUGGGCCAAGAACACCAAUGCCUGGCCUCAGAAGCUCGUCCUUGCCAUGGCCUGUGUCUCCCUCGCUGCUUGUCUCAUCGUUUUCGCUUCCUACUGCCGAGGUGGUCACAGACGGGCCGAGAAGGUUGGAACCUAUUACACCAUGUUCGCUAUCGGUUGGUUCAUCCUGGCUUUGAUCCUCUGGGUUGUCACGGCCAUCCUGUUCCAGAACGCAAAGAACAACUCCAACAACAAGGACAUGUGGGGUUGGUCCUGCGUGCAAAACACUCGUUCUGAAGUCUUUGGCGACAAGGUUGACUAUGCACUCAUCUGUCGUCUCCAGAACUGGGCCAUGAUCUGCAUCAUCAUCGAGGUGGUGAUCGAGGUCCUCUGCAUUCUCCUCUACAGCAUCGUCUUCUACCGUUACUACACCAAGCGACGUCUGUUCAAGUCCAUGGACAUGCGAGACCGCGCCCGAUCCGACCUCUACCUCGCCCAACUCCGCAGCCAGUCGGCUCCCAACACUCCCGGCUUCGCCCCCAAGUCUCCUGCCCUCAGCGCCUACGCCAUGUCUCCUCGCCACCCUCCCGCCGCCUACCAGAGCUUUCCCACCGUCCACGAGGUCCACGAGAACCCCUUCACGCCCGGCACGCAGUUUGCUGAGCCCAAGUCUCAGUUCGCUCCCCAAGAGACAGGCUUCAAGCUCCAGGCUCCUCCCACCAAGGCUCCAUCUGCUACUCCCAAGAUGAACCAGGGCGGCUUCACUCCCGCUCCCAUGCCUGCACCUGCACCUCCGGCCAUUCCCACUGUGCACGUCUCGGAGCACGGCCCUGCAGCUACGAAUGAGCCCACCUACGAGGCUGUCCCCAUCCCCGGUGCCUACGGUGGACAAGUCUAUGGUGACCAGGCUCUCAGGAGCCCACCCCCCACGCAAACCACCUUUGGUCAUGCGCAGUAG
Molecule: messenger RNA, 1494 nt
Organism: Fusarium falciforme
Lineage: Eukaryota; Fungi; Ascomycota; Sordariomycetes; Hypocreales; Nectriaceae
Exons: 4
Coding region: 1-1494 (497 amino acids)
Source: RefSeq, a predicted model, not a curated record